Molecule: messenger RNA, 1491 nt
Organism: Phalaenopsis equestris
Lineage: Eukaryota; Viridiplantae; Streptophyta; Magnoliopsida; Asparagales; Orchidaceae
Product: putative pectate lyase 21
Exons: 5
Coding region: 266-1261 (331 amino acids)
Molecular function (GO): pectate lyase activity
Source: RefSeq, a predicted model, not a curated record
CAAUGGUUGAAGCAGUGGCGGCAAUUCUGCAAAUUAUCUAUCUCUACAACUUCGGUUGCAACUUCAGAACUGAAAAAGCGAACAGCUGGUUCUCUUCCAUCAAAUUCAGAUGGUUUUUUUUUUUUCGUUCUUCGUUACCAGCCAGCCGCCAUCACCGCUCGAUCGAAACGUCCGGUAAUGGACGAACCGGCCGCUGCUCCUCCCUUAAAAAGGCUUCGCCGAGAUAGCUUAGAAGAGCCAGUAGGAGGUGGGAGACGAAGAGGCAAUGGUAGCUCUCCCGUACCACAACGUUGAUUGCAGCCUCCGUGCCCUUGCUGGUAAGGCCGAGGGUUUUGGUAGGCACGCCAUUGGUGGCCUCCAUGGCGCUGUGUAUGCCGUCACCAACUUGAAUGAUGAUGGAUGUGGUUCUCUCCGUGAGGGUUGUCGCAGAAAGGAGCCACUUUGGAUAGUUUUUGAAGUUUCAGGAUCAAUUCAGCUUUUGUCAAUUUUGAGAGUAUCUUCUUACAAGACCAUUGAUGGUCGAGGACAAAGGAUAAAGAUAACUGGCAAAGGCUUGAGGUUAGCCGAGUGUGAACAUGUCAUUAUAUGUAACUUGGAGUUUGAAGGUGGUAGAGGAGAAGAUGCUGAUGGUAUCCAAAUAAAACCUAGAUCGAGACAUAUUUGGGUAGACCGAUGUAGUUUGCGUGAUUUUGAUGAUGGAUUGAUUGACAUUACCCAAGAAAGUACUGACAUUACAAUUUCAAGAUGUCAUUUCUCCAUGCAUAAUAAAUCAUUAAUAAUUGGAGCUUCUAGCAGCAGUAUUAGUGAUCGAUGCAUUCGAGUGACAAUUCACCACUGUUUUUUUGAUGGAACGAAGCAAAGACACCCACGUGUUAGAUUUGCAAAAGUUCACCUUUACAAUAAUUACACAAGAAGUUGGGGAAUAUAUGCCGUUUGUGCUAGUGUUGAAUCACAGAUUCUUUCUCAGUGCAACAUAUACGAAGCUGGGAAGAAGAAGUUGGUUUUUAAAUAUCUCACAGAGAUGGCAGCUGAUAAGGAAGAGGGUACAUCAGGAUGGAUCAAAUCUGAAGGCGACAUGUUCCUGAAUGGUGCUCAGCCUUGUCUACUGCAAGAUGGAGGUUGUGCCUGUUUAUUUGAGGCUCACGAACACUACCAGACUUGGACUAUGGAACCUGCUUCUUCUGCCCUCAAGGCGGCACUUCAGCGUUGUGCUGGAUGGCAGCCUAUAACAAGGCCGUCAGACUGCCUGGGUGGCCAUUGAAAGUGCUUAAUUCUUUAGCACCGAGUAUGAAGGCAGGGAAAUGCUUUUAGCAUUUAUUUAGAGUUGGCACUAACACAAAUCUACGGGAAUGGGAUGCUGAAGUGGGACCCGCAUUUGCAUGAGCCAUCUUGUUGGACAAGAGAUAUUUAUUUUAUUUCUAUGUUGGACAAUAAACAUUCUUUAUGAAAGAUUUGCAUACAUACCUAUCAAUUCCUAUGUAUUUAUAUAUC